UCAAUAGUUACCACGGCCACAAAGUCAUAAACACCUCUAUUUCUACAAUAUUCAUACAAUCUUAUUUUAAACCUAACCACACUGCCAACCGUAUGCCUAACAUUAAAUUCAGACCCAAAAUAAAUGUUUUGUUUUCAUGAAUCUUUACCAUAGCCAAUUCUGACUCUGUCGCUGUGGUAACUAGUGGAAACUCCUCAAUCUUACGGAAAAGGAACGCUAUCGCAUUUGUUCUCCUUCAAAGCAGUGAAUGGUGGGGUUGUGAGGACCUGGACUAUAAGGAAGGCACAGGCUGGGAAGCACUGAAACAACCAUCAUGCUCAGGAACUGCACUGUCAGUGUUAAGGACAUUACUGCAAGGCUGUUUAGUGCUCACUCACUAGCUGAUGUCUUAUAGUGACUGCCCUUAUCCCCUACUUUUCAACUUCCCUUCAUAGGGCACGAGUCGACACACUAACAAAUGCAGUAAGAGUAAAAUCAUUUUUACCCACAAACAGACACUCUUGAAUUGCAAACCAUGGUGGAUAACCGCUACGCUACGGCCCUGGUCAUUGGCUCUGUUCUGAGUCUGCUGGCCACAGUCUAUCUCUCCGUUGCCGUGGGAACACAGCACUGGUACCAGUACCGAAGUCCGCCCGGCAACCAUGAGGCCAGCAACGCUUCGGAGCUGCGCGAGGACUUCAUCAACGGGGAGUUUGAUGAAAAGGCUUACAGCGACACUCUGUUCCGCCUCAACGGCACACUGGGGCUGUGGUGGAGGUGUGUGCAGGCGCCCGGCCAGUCGCACUGGUUCAAAGAGCCUGAUCCUAAGAUGGUGACACAGUGUGUGAGCUUUACUCUGCCUCAGCAGUUUUUACCCAAGUACAAAGAACCGGGGAAUCACAACACUGGGGAGGACCUGCUUCGGACAUACCUGUGGAGGUGCCAGUUCCUGCUGCCUCUGGUGUCCCUAGCCUUUGUUAUCCUCAGCGGCCUCAUCGGCGUUUGCGCCUGCCUCUGCCGCAGCAUCACCCCAACCCUGGGUGUUGGAGUGCUCCACCUGCUGGCAGGUCUGUGUUCCCUGGGCACAGUGUGCUGCUUCCUGGCUGGCAUGGACCUCCUCCACAGGGUCUCGGUGCUUCCCGACGGUGUGGACGGCUCCCUGGGCUGGUCCCUGUACCUGGCCCUCAUCUCCUCGCCACUGGAGAUGAUGGCGGCCGCCCUCUUCCUGUGGGCCGCCCGGAGCCACCGCCAGAACUACACCCGCAUGACGGCCUACCGGGUGGCCUAAACAGACUGGGUUUCUUUUAUACGUCAGGGUUGCACUCAGUAAGAGCAUAAAGUUUUGAAAUGGAAGACGUGAAGUGUUUCCAGUAACAUGCAGACUCCAAUUUGUAGAAGAUGAGAUUGUUUCUAUGAAAUGGCUACGUUUCUAAACAUUUUACAAACGGCAUGUUUAACUGAAUGUGACCCUAAGCUAAUCCUAAAUGGCAGUCUACACAACCAUGAUCUAUACUCCUGAGGGGUAUCCUACGAAGCAGGUUUGAGUAAUUAGCAAGGUGACUUUGGUCAACUCCGAGUUCAAUUCGGGGCCCCAGUCAUACGAAAGUGGCUCACCUUUUAGCCAAGUACAUUUCUAUGGCAAUGAAUCCAUCAGAACUAACCUGCUCCAGGGCAGGCUAACUUGCAGCUAACUCCACUUACCCUGAAUAAAAUUACUUAGUCGUGAGUUGAGGACCAAUGAAAUCCGAUACCUCUCGAACAAAGAUUGCGUCAUCAUCCCUUUCAUUUGAGGAAGACGAAUGAUUCAAUAUUUUAAAAAAAAAUCUAUAUUUUAAUUUGAUUAAAUGUUUGUGUAAAAAAAAUAUUUACACAUUUAGUAAUGACAGAAUGCGUUUUAAGCGUCACUCGAUGUAACACUUGUAUAAUUUAAUAAAUAAAUAAAUAUUGAUAGGAGUGGGUAGAAAGUGCUUGUGCAUUGAUAAGCACAUUGAUAAGCACACCGAAGUCAGCAUUCAUGAGAAUAAAAAAAUAAUAAUAAAGACGGUUGGUUCAUUUUGGAAAACCCUGAGUAGUUUUAGCUUGCUUCCUAGGAUACUCCUCUGCUCUUGAAAGGCCUAUGUGUGUUUGCGUCUGUUAACCGUCCUGUUUGUAAGUAGAAUCUGGGUCACGUUCAGAGGGUUGCAACGUACUGAAACAUUGCAAAUAGAAAUGUGAUCAUUAGAGCUGACGUUUCUUACUCGUCAUGUCAGAGUAUCUGAAGGCGCCAUAACGUUGUGCCCCACUGAACACAACUCAAGUGAUUUAGUGCUGGGCUUGGGACAAAAGUCUGCACACUGGCCUCGCCAGGACGAGGCAUGAAGAGCACAGGGUAGCCCAGUGAUUCACUCUGUAACAACUACGCCUUUACAUUGUCGUCGUCGUGACAAUCUUCCCCAUUACUAUACCUGAUUGACAGAUUUGAGGGUGACUAAACCUUCGACACCUUAACUCCACCCCACGGGGGUGGCCUAAACAAUCUCUCCACCUUAAGCACAACUGUUCGACAGCUCACACUAGCCAAUCUAACCUGAAACGAGACAUCGCCUGUAUAAACAUACCCUAAGAGCUUCUCACUGUCGUAGAGGCAAGUGUUUAAUUUGAUUUUACUUUUAAGGUGAAUUUGUCCCCAGCCGCACGUACUGUAUGUGUAUAAUGUUUAACAACACCUGUGGUUGAUUAUGAGAAGGUGAAGUGCGUUUGUUUUUCUUGAAGCCUGUUUGUGGGUGAAUCUUUUAACGAGUCUUUUUAGAAUUCAAGUUAACAACGAUUGGAUAUUUUGCCUUUGCUUCUGUUGCCAUCUCUACCAUUUAUGAAUGAACACUUUUUGCAAUCCUAGCCUUUCUUUUUCUAGGUUUUCCUAAACCAAAUAGUUUGUUGCUUUUGAAGUUUUGUAUUAUGUUAUCUAUAGAGCGUUGUAGUGACUUUUGACCCCGUUUGUUUACAUUUCCCUUUUUUUAUUUCAGCUGAUGAGAAUGUUCAGUUUAAUUUUGUGUCAUAUGUUGAUUGAAUGUCACCUUUUGGAAUGUAACCACUUCUUUCCCAUUGUCAUCCAUAUUUAUUGACAUUUAUUUGAAUCUAAAGACAUGUUAUCCUGGGUUGUUUUGACGCCACUAUAGCUAACCUGUGGUUUGAUCUUCCUCUUGAUGAUUGUGGACUUCAGGAAACAGCAGAGGGAACACCCCCCUAUCCACAUCGAUGGAACAGUAGUGGAGAGGGUAGCAAGUUUUAAGUUCCUCGGCAUACACAUCACAGACAAACUGAAUUAGUCCACUCACACUGACAGCGUCGUGAAGAAGGCGCAGCAGCGCCUCUUCAACCUCAGGAGGCUGAAGAAAUUCGGCUUGUCACCAAAAGCACUCACAAACUUCUACAGAUGCACAAUCGAGAGCAUCCUGGCGGGCUGUAUCACCGCCUGGUACGGCAACUGCUCCGCCCUCAACCGUAAGGCUCUCCAGAGGGUAGUGAGGACUGCACAACGCAUCACCGGGAGCAAACUACCUGCCCUCCAGGACACCUACACCACCCGAUUUUACAGGAAGGCCAUAAAGAUCAUCAAGGACAUCAACCACCUGAGCCACUGCCUGUUCACCCCGCUAUCAUCCAGAAGGCGAGGUCAGUACAGGUGCAUCAAAGCUGGGACCGAGAGACUGAAAAACAGCUUCUAUCUCAAGGCCAUCAGACUGUUAAACAGCCACCACUAACAUUGAGUGGCUGCUGCCAACACACUGUCAUUGACACUGACCCAACUCCAGCCACUUUAAUAAUGGGAAUUGAUGGAAAUGAUGUAAAUAUAUCACUAGCCACUUUAAACAAUGCUACCUUAUAUAAUGUUACUUACCCUAUAUUAUUCAUCUCAUAUGCAUACGUAUAUACUGUACUCUAUAUCAUCGACUGCAUCCUUAUGUAAUACAUGUAUCACUAGCCACUUUAACUAUGUCACUUUGUUUACUUUGUCUACACACUCAUCUCAUAUGUAUAUACUGUACUCGAUACCAUCUACUGUAUGCUGCCCUGUACCAUCACUCAUUCAUAUAUCCUUAUGUACAUAUUCCUUAUCCCCUUACACUGUGUAUAAGACAGUAGUUUUGGAAUUGUUAGUUAGAUUACUUGUUGGUUAUCACUGCAUUGCCGGAACUAGAAGCACAAGCAUUUCGCUACACUCGCAUUAACAUCUGCUAACCAUGUGUAUGUGACAAAUAACAUUUGAUUUGAUUUGAUGCUCGUGAUAUUUUGUUUGGUUAUGUUGAAGUAAAUGUAGCUCCAGUACUUAGCUUUUCUGAAGCCUACAGUGUUUGAAGCCAGCUUGAAACUACCAAUGACAAGACAACUGGCACUAACUCCCAAGUACACUUGGUAAAUGAGCACUCAACAGAUAUUGUUUACUGGGACACCAUUUUAUGAAGGGUGUCUAAAUGUUUUGAAACAACUUGUGGCUUUUGUAAGCGUUUUUAUGUGACUAUACCUAAAGCACACUACAUACCUGUUUCCAUAAGAAUAAAGUUCACCUAUGCUGA
Messenger RNA from Oncorhynchus keta (chum salmon), 4532 nucleotides. RefSeq names its product claudin domain-containing protein 1-like. The record is from RefSeq and is a predicted model, not a curated record. Lineage: Eukaryota; Metazoa; Chordata; Actinopteri; Salmoniformes; Salmonidae. Gene Ontology annotation, cellular component: membrane. Bases 515 to 1267 code for a protein of 250 amino acids. The transcript is spliced from 5 exons.